CAGCCCGCCUCUUUAUGUUGAGAGCACCCUUCCUGGAGCUCACUUCAAGUACGGACAUUGCAGAGCUUCAGUCAUACGCACCAUGAAGACUUUUACCUUGAUAACAGCUUUAAGUCUCUGCAGCAUUAGCUGGAUCUCUGUCUCAGUUUCUGAGUCUCACAUUGUGAAGGUUCAGUCUGGUGAAGAUGUUACACUGCAGUGCAACAAUCCAUCCAAAUAUGCAUCUGAAUCUUUCUGGUCCAGACUUGUCAACAAAACCAAGAUCGUCUGUAUCUCUGCUAUGACCGGUACUGGGAAAGAAGUCAAGUACUGUGAUGGUUUUCAAAGUGGAAAAUUUGAAAUGAGUACCAACAGUUCUACUGUUUUUCUCAAAAUCAAACAAGUGAAUUCAUCUGACUCUGGACUGUAUUACUGUGGAAUCUACGCAAAAGGACUUCCAGUUUUCAGUGAGAUACGUUUAAAUAUUGAAGGACCAACAGAUGCAUCUCCAGGUUCAACAGUCCUGACCCCCCUUAAUAAUGAACCAACCCCAUGUCCAACUGAAGAAAGAGAUUGUGAUGGAAUAACAAAGCUGACGAGUGUGAUCCUGGGUGGUCUGACUGCUGUUCUUGUAAUGGUCAUCAUUGGUCUGCUGCUUAAAAACAGGAAACUUAAAACAGCUCAAGAAGAACACAAUCCACAACGAAGUGAGAAUGGUGAAGAGGGCAUCUAUACGGGUUUGACUCCUCAUGCCCAGGACACAUAUGAGACAAUACGCAUGAAGAAGUGACAUGAUGGAGGAAACUUCUAAACAGACCUUUCCCUCUGAAUACCUUUAUGUUUUUAUAUAAAUAUUGCAUAUCUUAACCUGCUUAGAUUAGGAGAGAAUGUAAGAUGUCGUGCACCAGUGUUCAUUUCUCUUUUGCUUUUGUAGAGGUUGUGGGAAGUUAAGAAGGAUGAGACAGAAAAUAGGGAAGCUGAGUCCAAAACAGGGACAUUAUCAGAAAAGCUCUGUCCUUGUUGUAUAAGAUAUAUUUACUGCUUUGUUGGCUGUAUGUAACUUUUAUACAAGCAUAUUUUGAUCAUUAUAAUCCUUCAGAUAUAUUUUCUACUGUACUUAUGAAUAAAAAGAUAAAUGCUGUGUUUUUGAUGUUUAUCUUUGUUGCUGUGUUUAACACGCAGCUGAUUUCUGUGCCAACAUAUCAAACUGGUCCUCAUCUCCUGCAACACUCUGUCCAUCUCACUUUCUCUUUUAGAUCAUCUGACAGAUAUCAGUCAGUUUACAUAUGAAUGUGUGAAUGAGAGAUUCACAAAGCUGAUGAUGCUGUUUUUGCAGCUAAACUAGAUCUUCAGCUGUCAUGCUGUACUAAUAGAAAGAUGAAGUUAAA
This is a messenger RNA of Scomber scombrus (Atlantic mackerel), 1367 nucleotides long. RefSeq lists its product as uncharacterized. The transcript is spliced from 7 exons. Bases 83 to 769 code for a protein of 228 amino acids. The record is from RefSeq and is a predicted model, not a curated record. Lineage: Eukaryota; Metazoa; Chordata; Actinopteri; Scombriformes; Scombridae. Gene Ontology annotation, biological process: response to bacterium.